Corylus avellana is the source of this 1800-nucleotide messenger RNA. Its product is annotated as myb-related protein 2-like. Gene Ontology annotation, molecular function: DNA-binding transcription factor activity; DNA binding. Lineage: Eukaryota; Viridiplantae; Streptophyta; Magnoliopsida; Fagales; Betulaceae. The record is from RefSeq and is a predicted model, not a curated record.
UUUAUAAAAAGCCCAUGCCUGAGAAUACCUUUGGUUUGUGAGAAGAGGGUGAAGGAGAAGGCAGAUAAGGAAGAGCUAUUGUAAGUAGUUCUAUUUAACUGAUCGAGUAUCAAGACGUUGGCUUGUACCUGAAGAAUAUAGUAUCGUCAAGUUCCAAAUUUCAGGGUCCAGCAAUUUCAAUCAGGAGAAGAAAAAAGAAAGCGCACAUCAGGUAAAACAGAACUGAUCUUGAGCACAAUAAUUUGGUUGUUAGCGCCUCUACAUCAAGAUAAACUUAUGUCAAUUUUUGUGUUAAGGACAGAAGAUGUACCAUCAUCACCAACAUCAAGGAAAGAACAUCCACUCGUCUUCAAGAAUGUCCAUUCCUCCCGAGAGACAUUUAUUCCUGCAAGGUGGGAAUGUUCCUGGAGAUUCGGGACUUGUCCUCUCAACUGAUGCUAAACCUAGACUUAAAUGGACCCCAGAUCUUCACGAGCGUUUCAUAGAAGCAGUUAAUCAGCUGGGAGGAGCAGACAAGGCUACUCCAAAAACAGUAAUGAAACUUAUGGGGAUUCCAGGACUCACCUUAUACCACCUAAAGAGUCAUCUUCAGAAGUACAGGCUCAGUAAAAAUUUGCACGGACAAGCCAUUAGUGGGGCCAACAAAACUGGUAUAGCAGGACAGGGGUGUGACAGAGUAUCUGAACCAAAUGGAACAAGUUUGAACAAUUUAAGCAUUGGACCUCAGACAAACAAAAACUUACAUAUAAGUGAAGCACUACAGAUGCAAAUUGAAGUGCAGAGAAGGCUACAUGAGCAGCUUGAGGUACAGCGACACUUACAGCUCCGGAUAGAGGCUCAGGGAAAAUACCUGCAGGCAGUGCUGGAAAAAGCCCAGGAGACACUUGGAAGACAAAACUUAGGUGCUGUGGGACUUGAAGCUGCCAAAAUUCAACUCUCAGAAUUGGUGUCCAAAGUAUCCAAUCAAUGCCUGAAUUCUGCAUUUUCAGAACUGAAAGAAUUACAGGGGUUUUGCCCCCCGCAAAUACAAGCAACCCAGCCCAAUGAUUGUUCAAUAGAUAGCUGCCUGACUUCCUGUGAAGGAUCUCAAAAGGAUCAAGAAAUACACAACAGGGGGAUGGUGAUGAGACCUUAUUCCGGAACUCAAUUCUUGGAGCAGAAAGAGAUCUCUGAAGACCACAUGCUUCAGAAGACAGAACUCAAGUGGUCUGAAGACCUAAAAGAGAGCAUGUUUCAUUCUUCAAUUGGUAAAGACGCAGAAAGAAGAAUGCUCCCUGUAGAUAGAAGCUCCAGCGACUUAUCCAUGAGAAUAGGACUUCAGGGAGAAAACGGGAAUGGCAGCAACAGCUGUUCUGCGGGAAGAUUUAAAGGAAGGGACUUGGAUGACAAUUUCCUAGACCGAACCAACAAUAGGGUGGAAUCAAGUAAACUAGAAAAUGAGAAAAUUUCUCGAGGAUACAGACUGCCUUACUUUCCAGCGAAACUAGACCUAAAUGCCCAUGAUGAAAAUGAUGCUGCUACAAGUUGCAAACAAUUCGACUUGAACGGUCUCAGCUGGAGUUGAGAAGUUUUAAAACGAAUGAGAGGUAGAAGAGACAAGAUUAGGCCAUUAGAUUUGCAUCGGAGAGGAAUGAUCAGCAAGAUAUUUGCUGCUCUCUUGUUCAGGCCAAGUUGCCAGGAACAAUCAAUUGAAGAAAUUGGAAUAAAUUGCAAUGACAGAUAUAGAUCACAUUUGGAACUAUAUGACUUCGAUAGCUCCAGCAAAAUUUACUUUCUGUUAUCUCAUACAUCAAUCCGAGU